This is a messenger RNA of Cryptomeria japonica (Japanese cedar), 2961 nucleotides long. RefSeq lists its product as uncharacterized. Lineage: Eukaryota; Viridiplantae; Streptophyta; Pinopsida; Cupressales; Cupressaceae. The transcript has a single exon. Bases 1 to 2961 code for a protein of 986 amino acids. The record is from RefSeq and is a predicted model, not a curated record.
AUGGUAGGAAUUUCUGGUCUAAGAACACUUGCAGAGCUAAAUAUAAAAAGGUGCCCCAAACUUCGGCUUGAAUUGAAUCUUUCUAGCUUGAACUCCCUGAAGAGGAUUACCAUUGUUGAAUGUUUGAGUGUGUACAACAUAACAUUGCCAACUACACUCAUCGAAAUCACACUGCAGCGGUGCAUGAAACUACAAUUUAUAGCAGGAAUAGGGCAUCUGACAAAGCUUAGAGAGCUGCAUAUUAGCGAGUGUCCAGUGUUUGAGGAGAUGCCAGUUGUGUGUGGUCUAAGUUGCCUGGAAAGGAUUACAAUUGAUGGAUGGGGUAAGUUCAGUUAUCUUCACGUGACUGAUUGUGUGAUUUUGAAAGCAGUAAGGGGUAACCUUGAUAUGGGCCAUCUGGCACAGUUGUGGAUAUCGGAUUGUCCGGAGCUUGAAGAGCUGCCUUGUUUUGCACGUUUAACUUGCUUGGUGGAGAUUCGCAUAUUCAGAUGUAGGAAGCUACAGCAAGUUACUUUGCCAAGAACACUGAAGAAUCUUCAGUUAGUUGCUUGUAAAGAACUGAAAAGUGUUUCAGAAAUAUCCCAUCUCAAGAAUCCGGUAGAACUGAUUAUUUCUCAGUGUGGGCAGCUCGAGCUUGAGUUGCGUCUUGAGGCUAUCGACUCUCUCCAGACAAUAACAUUUGAUGGUUGUGGGAAGAUCAAGUCUUUUCAGUUGAACAAAUGUCAAAAUAUCAAGAGAGUGUCGAGUAACUUUGUUGUGGAAUGGAUUUCGAUUAGUGGUUGUCACGAGCUUGAGGAGUUGUCCAUACGUAAUUGUCGGGAACUGAGCUGGGUGAAGGAGAUUAAUAUUGAGUCAUGUGAUAAGCUGCAAAACAUAACACUGCCAGCAAGGCUCACCAAUCUAAUUGUGCAACGUUGCAGACAUUUGCAAAAGAUUGCAGGAAUGGAUGAUCUUUCAAAGCUGACAGAGCUGGAAAUCACCGAGUGUCCGGAGAUUGAGUUGCCAUUUCUUGCCGAAUUGAGCCGCCUGGAGAUAAUCACCAUUAACUCUUCCGAGAAGUUGCAUAAGAUAAUAUUGCCAGCGUCAGUCUUGAAAAUCACAGUGCAACGGUGCAAAAAUUUGCAAAUGGUGGAAGGGACCCGCAGUCUUACAAAACUUACAGAUAUAUGCAUUGGUGAGUGUCCUGAGCUUAAGGAGUUGCCAAUUUUCGCCGGAAUGAAGUUCUUGGAGAUGAUUGCAAUUUAUUCUUGUGAGAAGCUGCACAACAUAAUAUUGCCAACUACACUCAUCAAACUCACAGUUCAGAAUCUGUACAGAGGAUCGCAAAUGUUGACAGCAAUCGAAAAUCUCACAGAACUUGAAGAGUUGUCCAUUUGUGAGAGUAGUGAGCUCGAGGAGUUGCCAAGUUUUUCAAGACUGAGCUGCUUGAAGAUCAUUGUAAUCGAUUCCUGUGAGAAGCUGCACAACAUAAUACUUCCAACGACGCUCAUCAAGCUCACAGUGCGUAGGUGCAGAGGAUUGCGAAUGGUAGCAGGAAUCGGCAAUCUUACAAAGCUUACAGACAUAUGCAUUGGUGAGUGUCCUGAGCUUGAGGAGUUGCCCAUUCUCGCUGGACUGAGGUUCUUGGAGAUGAUUGCAAUUUAUUCAUGUGAGAAGCUGCACAGCAUAAUAUUGCCAACUACACUCAUCAAACUCACAGUGCGUAGGUGCAGAGGAUUGCGAAUGAUAGCAGAAAUCGGCUAUCUUACAAAGAUUACGGACAUCUGCAUUGGUGAGUGUCCCGAGCUUAAGGAGUUGCCAAGUCUUGCCCGACUGAGCUGCUUGAAGAUGAUUGCAAUUUAUUCUUGUGAGAAGCUGCACAACAUAAUACUGCCAACUACUCUCAUCAAACUCACUGUGCAGAAUCUGUACAGAGGAUCGCAAACGUUGACAGCAGUAGAAAAUCUCACAGAACUUGAAGAGUUGUCCAUUUGUGACAGUCCGGAGCUUGAGGAGUUGCCAAGUCUUGCAAGAAUGAGCCACUUGAAGAUGAUUGUAAUUGAUUCUUGUGAGAAGCUGCACAGCAUAAUACUUCCAACUACGCUCAUCAAACUCACAGUGCGUAGGUGCAGAGGAUUGUGUAUGGUAGCAGGAAUUGGCAAUUUUACAAAGCUUACAGACAUAUGCAUUGGUGAGUGUCCUGAGCUUAAGGAGUUGCCAAGUCUUGCCCGACUGAGCUGCUUGAAGAUGAUUGCAAUUUAUUCUUGUGAGAAGCUGCACAACAUAAUACUGCCAAGUACUCUCGUCAAACUCACCGUGCAGAAUCUGUACAGAGGAUCGCAAACGUUGACAGCAGUAGAAAAUCUCACAGAACUUGAAGAGUUGUCCAUUUGUGAGAGUCCCGAGCUUGAGGAGUUGCCAAGUCUUGCAAGAAUGAGCCGCCUGAAGAUGAUUGUAAUUGAUUCUUGUGAGAAGCUGCACAACAUAAUACUUCCAACUACGCUCAUCAAACUCACAGUGCGUAGGUGCAGAGGAUUGUGUAUGUUAGCAGGAAUUAGCAAUCUUACAAAGCUUACAGACAUAUGCAUUGGUGAGUGUCCUGAGCUUAAGGAGUUGCCCAUUCUUGCCGGACUGAGCUGCUUGGAGAUGAUUGCAAUUGAUUCUUGUGAGAAGCUGCACAACAUAAUACUUCCAACUACGCUCAUCAAACUCACAGUCCGUAGGUGCAGAGGAUUGUGUAUGUUAGCAGGAAUUAGCAAUCUUACAAAGCUUACAGACAUAUGCAUUGGUGAGUGUCCUGAGCUUAAGGAGUUGCCCAUUCUUGCCGGACUGAGCUGCUUGGAGAUGAUUGCAAUUGAUUCUUGUGAGAAGCUGCACAACAUAAUACUUCCAACUACGCUCAUCAAACUCACAGUGCGUAGGUGCAGAGGAUUGUGUAUGUUAGCAGGAAUUAGCAAUCUUACAAAGCUUACAGACAUAUGA